GUGUCUCCGGGGUGUGACCUGGUGCUGGUGAACGGGAGGGAGAUGCGUGGUCGCUGGUCUCUGGUGGUCACCUUCUCCUCCCUGCAGCUGAGCACCCAGCUGGAGAUGAGGGUGUGGGUCCCACGCCUGCCGCUGCAGAUCCACGUCUCAGACACCGAGCUCAGCCAGGUGAAGGGCUGGAGGGUGCCUAUCGCCCCCACCAGGAGACCCACCAGAGACAGUGAGGAUGAUGAUGAUGAGGAGCGCCGUGGGCGUGGUUGUGCUCUGCAGUACCAGUACGCUCUGGUCCGGGUGCUCACCAGCUUCGUGGCAGAGCCCUCUGACCCCGCCCUCGACCUGCUGCACAUGCUGGGCCCUGAUUGGCAGGCGGACAUCACACACCUGGUGCAGGACUUCCUGAAGGUGGAGGAGCCUCGUGUGGCUCGCUUGCUGGAGGGAAGAGUCCUGGUGGGGAGAGAGGAGGGGAUCACUACUGUACAGGUACUGUCCCCCCUGUCAGACUCCAUCCUGGCAGAGAAGACAGUGACGGUGCUGGAUGACAAGGUGUCCAUCAGUGAUCUGGGGGUGCAGCUGGUGAGCUCUCUGUCUGUCAGCCUGCAGCCCAGCCCAGGCAGCAGCCAGGCCCUCGCCCUCACCGCCUCCGCACACCAGCUGCUGCACGCUCACAAGCAGGAAGCUGUCAUCAGCGCCUGGAUCCAGUACAGUGACGGCGCAGUCACGCCCCUCAACAUCUACGACCCCAAGGACUUCACGCUCAACGCCUUCUCAUUGGACGAGGCGGUGGUAUCGACCUAUCAGGAGUCCCCGCAGCGCUGGCCGGUGGUGGUAGCGGAGGGCGAGGGCCAGGGGGUGCUGGUGCGCGUGGAGAUGGUGAUCUCUGAAAGCUGCCAGAAGUCCAAGAGGAAGAGCGUGCUGGCGUCAGGCCUGGGCAGCGUCAGGGUCGAGUUCAGACGGGACGACUCGGACCUGGGAGAGGGGGGGCGGGGGGGAGGGCGGGGGGGGAGGGGGAGUACAGCACCAGCGACCAGAGGACGAGAGGAGGGGGGGAGGAGGGGGGGGGAGGGGGGGAAGUACCAUGACCCGGCGUCGGAGAGGGAGGAGGGGGCCAUGAGGAAGGUGAGCACCACCACCAAGUCCCCGGUGACCCAGCGGGGGAAGGGCAGCCAGGGAGGCCGAGGGGCCCCGAGGCAGCCAGGGGAGCACAGCAGCCUCCCUGCCCAGGUGGAGGUGCCCGGGGCUGGGCAGAGCGACCUGUCCCAGACCCCCCGCGGACUGUCAGACCUGGAGAUCGGCAUGUACGCUCUGCUGGGGGUCUUCUGCCUGGCCAUCCUGGUGUUCCUCAUCAACUGUGUCAGCUUUGCUUUCAGGUAUCGCCACAAGCAGCUGCCGGUGCUGGAGCAGGGUAACCUGAACCACGCCCAUGACUGGGUGUGGCUGGGCCAGGAUGCUGAGCUGCUGUCCCCCCCGGGCCAGGCCUCUCGUCCGGACGAGCGCUCGGCCGGGGACCGUGGCGACGGAGGUUACGAGGAAAGCAAGUUCCUCCUCAACGGCUCCGGGGGGGCGGGGCAGGGCGGACAGAGGGGCGUGGCCCACGGACAGACCCUCCCCCGCUCGCUGUCAGAGCCGAGGCGGUGCGGCGGGAAGGAUCCUGCUGACAUCCUCAACUCCCCCGGCGCCACGGCCAAACGCAAGCGCGUCAAGUUCACGUCGUUCGCAACCGUCCUGCCCAACGACGGAGGCGGGCCUUAUACCAACUCCAUUCUGGUUGGCCGCGAGGACGACAUCAAGUGGGUGUGUCAGGAUAUGGACCUGGGCCAAUCGGACAUCAGGACCUACAUGGAGAGGCUACAAGACAAUCUGUAG
This is a messenger RNA of Osmerus eperlanus (European smelt), 1863 nucleotides long. RefSeq names its product transmembrane protein 132C-like. The record is from RefSeq and is a predicted model, not a curated record. Lineage: Eukaryota; Metazoa; Chordata; Actinopteri; Osmeriformes; Osmeridae. The transcript has 6 exons. The annotation marks the transcript as partial.